Tigriopus californicus is the source of this 4913-nucleotide messenger RNA. It is a transcript of the gene nAChRbeta1, whose product is annotated as acetylcholine receptor subunit beta-like 1. Gene Ontology annotation, biological process: regulation of membrane potential; signal transduction; nervous system process. The transcript is spliced from 7 exons. Gene Ontology annotation, molecular function: acetylcholine-gated monoatomic cation-selective channel activity; transmembrane signaling receptor activity. The coding region runs from base 1669 to 3477 and encodes 602 amino acids. The record is from RefSeq and is a predicted model, not a curated record. NCBI's taxonomy places the organism in Eukaryota, Metazoa, Arthropoda, Copepoda, Harpacticoida, Harpacticidae. Gene Ontology annotation, cellular component: neuron projection; postsynaptic membrane; synapse.
AGUAGUAGUAGAAGAAAGAGGAGUAAGAGUAGGAGUAGGAGUACUAUUACUAUGUAUUAGUAGUAGAACUCUCUGUAGUAGUGGCAGCAGCAAUAGGGAUCGUCGAGGAACUCGAAGAGGGAACCGACGGAAGAGUUGGGCAGCGGCACAGAAGGACGCGAGGGAGAGCAAGGUUGAGAAAAGUUGGUCAAGGUACUGCAUCAUGCUGCUACUCUUCCUACUGUUACUAGUACUACAACUACUAUGCUGAGCAACAACGCCGAGGGAUCUUUGGGCGGCCUUUGCAGUCUGUCUGUCAGUCAGAGGAAUGGAGCAAGGGAAACACUUCACACAGUACAAGCCACCGAGAAUUUGUGCUUGUGAAGGAAGAAGCUGUGGAACAAGAUCCAUCCCCCGAAGUGAAGCAGCCGCUCUCCUGGCAUUCCCCAAGUUUACUUUGGGAGCAAAGCGAAAAGGAGCGCGAUCUGCAAAGCCAAAAAGGAUCCUCUUAGACUGAGGCACGACCAAAACGAAAUUAGGGAGGCCAGUAGAGAAAGUGAAAAAACUCGGAUGAGGAGGCGACGAGUGUGUGAGUGAGUGUGUUGUUCAAGCAGAACUUGAAGGCCAAGAAGAAACAGAAGAAGUAGAAAAAGAACCAAGGCAGAGUAGUCAGUCAGUGUCGAGGGUGAAAAAUGAUGGUUUCCCUCCAAUUGGACGGGCUGUGCUUGACCAAAUAGUGAGCCAACCACCACCCCAUUGCUUUUUCCUGUUCGACUCAUAACUCGAAUCUUGAGGCCCCGUUUGAUUGAAGAUUCUCAGUGAAGUGCUCCCCGUUUCCACGUCCUGUCAUGAUGCUGUGACCACUGAACCCCAAGCGACCCUGGUGGUGGGAGGGUCUCUCUCAUGUCUUGGUGGCAGUGGAGAGGAGUGGGAACCCUCUGCGGAAGAUUCCUUAAACGAGGAGAAGGAAGAAACAUGAAGCGGCAACCAUGAUAGCAUGUUUUCUUCAUUGUUUCCGUGAUUCAUCCAAGUGGCCGCAAAACCUCGGCUUCAUCCUCCGACUGCUCCAUUGUGCUUUGAGCACGAAAUUCUGGUUUCCGAGACAUAAUCGCCAUCACCACCAGCGGACACGCCCUAAUUCCGAGCAGCUCAAGAGGAUCCACGGAGGGAUGAAGGCACACCUGCGACCGACACCUCACAUUCACGUGGCUCCAGAGGCCAGCUUUCAGCCUGAUCCGCCAUCAUGGAGUGCCUCGGUGUCCUCGAGCUCUACAAUGUCAUGAUGUUCCUUCUCAAAUCUUUUCACAGCCAUGGCAAAACAUGUGGCAUUUAGCAAUCAUGAUGGUACAUCAUAGAAAAAGCGCCGUUCCUCAGUCGGGACAGGACCUGAGAUCCCAAAGAUGUGUUGAGUGAUAUCCAAAAAAAAAGAAAAGAUAUAAAAAUUCAUCGUUGUUUAUUCAUUCCAAUCUCUAUUCAUCCAGUCACGGCAUUAACACAUAACCACACUAAAACCUCCCAACAUUGAGUGAAAAGUGCUCUGAUCCCCGCCAAGAAACAGAAAGAAAAAAAAAGAUUCAAGCAGCUCAGCAACAAGAAAAGGCCCUGUUUUCAAGUUCAAGCGAUCCAAUCUGUGAGUGAUAUCAUCACCAUUAUCAUCAUCAUCAUCCUUUCUUCUACUCACCAAGAAGAAUGGCCUCAUUAUAUUCAGUGGUGUCAUUCGCUCUAGGAUGCAUCUUCCUCUCUUUUAUUCAUGUUAUGCCAGGUCUGUGCUCCCAAGAGGAGGAGCGGCUUGUCCGUGACCUCUUUCGGGGCUACAACAAACUCAUCCGACCAGUCCAGAAUAUGACCCAAAAGGUUGAGGUGGCAUUUGGUUUGGCUUUCAUCCAACUCAUUAAUGUGAAUGAAAAGAAUCAGAUCAUGAAGUCCAAUGUGUGGCUCCGAUUGGUCUGGAAUGAUUAUCAGCUCCAAUGGGACGAAGCUGAUUACGGUGGCAUCAGUGUUCUUCGAUUGCCUCCAGAUAAAGUCUGGAAACCCGAUAUCGUAUUAUUCAAUAAUGCUGACGGCAAUUAUGAGGUCCGAUACAAAUCUAACGUCCUGAUAUAUCCCGAUGGAGAGGUUCUGUGGGUGCCGCCGGCCAUUUAUCAAAGCUCAUGUACCAUUGAUGUGACCUACUUCCCUUUCGACGAACAGACCUGCAUCAUGAAGUUCGGCUCGUGGACCUUCACGGGUGACCAGGUGGCUUUGUCACUCUACAAUAGCAAGGACUAUGUGGACCUCUCCGAUUAUUGGAAGUCUGGCACGUGGGACAUCAUUGAAGUCCCCGCUUACCUCAACAUUUAUAACGAGUCCACGCCCACAGAAACGGAUAUCACCUUCUACAUCACCAUCCGGAGAAAGACUCUCUUUUACACUGUGAAUUUGAUUCUUCCGACUGUGCUGAUUUCGUUUCUUUGUGUCCUUGUGUUCUACUUGCCAGCCGAAGCAGGAGAGAAAGUUACCUUGGGUAUCAGCAUUCUCCUCUCGUUGGUUGUGUUCCUUUUGCUCGUCUCAAAAAUCUUACCCCCCACGUCUCUGGUGCUUCCCCUUAUUGCCAAAUACUUGCUUUUUACAUUUAUAAUGAACACCGUCAGUAUAUUGGUCACAGUGGUGAUUAUCAACUGGAACUUCAGGGGCCCGCGCACCCACUCCAUGCCCAGGUGGAUCAGAAUCAUGUUCCUACGCUACCUGCCAAUGAUCCUCUUCAUGCGUCGCCCCAAGAAGACGCGUCUCCGGUGGAUGAUGGAGAUCCCGGGUCAGAACCGGAGAGUGCCCGGACCCCCGACCUACCCCGGGGGCGGGGGCGGGCUCAAUAUGGUGGGCGCCGGGGUGGGACGACUCGAUCCUGUGCUCUCGUCUCCUCCGCCCCUGAUCGGGGCCAAACACUUGUCGCCUCCCACGGGUCCGCUGCCACCGCCACCGCCUCCAACCAGCGGCCUCCCCCCUCUGCCACCGGGCGGAUCUCCCCCAGAUCACCUGGAUAUCAAAAACAAAAUCGAGAUCAUGGAGCUCUCUGACCUCCACCAUCCAUCGUGCAAGCUCAAUCAAAGCCGGCAAGGCAGCUUCGAGGAAGAGGACGAUGACGACCAAUCGCCCCUUCAUCACGACAUGUCACAUGGGUCGCACCACCACGGGAUGCCUCCGAUGGGUCCGGGAGGCGGAAUGUCCGGUAAUAUGGGUGCAAUCCGCCGUGACUCGGACAUGUCCGACAUGUUUCUCACGCCCGAAGCUUAUCGGGCCACUCAGGCUGUGGAGUUCAUUGCUGAGCAUCUCAGGAAUGAGGACGAACAUGUGCAGGUGCGCGAAGAUUGGAAGUUUGUGGCCAUGGUGGUGGAUCGUCUUCAGUUAUAUCUGUUCUUCAUCAUUACAACCAUUGGCACCGUUGGCAUCCUCAUGGACGCGCCCUUCAUUUUCGAAUACGUCGAUCAGGAUAAGAUCAUUGACAUCUUCAGGGGGAAAUAGAGAUAUAUACGAAGAAGAGAGACGACUUCUUCAUCUGUUCAGACCAGAGCGUUGCCAAAGAAUCGAGACAGAAUGGUGAAGGAAUACAUUGCUCAACUUAUUAAUCGAUAGCCCGUCUUGAUCGUCUCCAGUUUGCACCAUAUGCAUACACAGGUCAUUCCGAAACGAAUAAGCUUGCGGAAACAAACUAAAGUGGUGUGUACGCGUGUAUGUGUGUAGGUAUGUGCGUAAGUGAGUGUACUAAAGUAAGGCCAGUGCUCAAUUUCGAUGAUUAUUUCACAAUAAUCUUGUAAGGAUCUGAUGAGAAAAAGUGCCAGUGGACAUAUUACACUCUUACAUUUAAUAUAAUUGCUAGAAUGAGCCAUGAGAGAUUCUCGGUUUUGCCAAAGAGCAAAGGCGACACUCUUUCCGUCAAGAACUCUCCGCCAAACUCUGUUAACACUGCAGUUCGAAAGGGAGCACUACAGUUGUUGUUGUAACAUACUACUACUACUACUACUACUAAUCCUAAUACCAUCACCGCUACUACGACUACGAAUACUAUUAAUUCUAGUGCUGCUACUCCUACUACUACUACUUCUUCUUCCUCUACUACUACUUCUACAACUGCUACUACUACUACUACUACUACUACUGCUACAAUUACUACUAUGCUACUAUAGCUAAGAUUACUAGCACUCUGCUACAACUCCGCAAACCGUCUCAAGUCAGAUGGAGGACGCAAUUAUAAUAUGAAUGAAACAUACAAUUUUACUGCAUGCAUCAUCAUCUGCCUAGCCCAUAUUUUCAGUGUGUGUUGCUCUCUCUCUUCUCAUAUUAAUAAUACAAAAACAAACGCUAAUAAUACUGAAAUUAUACGAUUUCUUGACCAACCCAAGAACACGAUUCCCACCCAAGAUUCAUAACUCCCUCAAACCUAGCCAAGCAAACCCCAAAAGCAAUCCAAUUUGUCCAAAAGCACUCGCUCGUUUGUUGAACCCGUGACUUACCAUUUUACCCUUCAAUUCAAUUUUGACAGAUACUUGGACGCGGUUCAAAAAUUUGCAACCGAGAAUUUGCUUCUUUUGUUGAACGACGCUUGAUUUUGUGAUUUGAUUGGAAUGAGAAGCCUUCGAAAAACAUGUCACAAGUCAUUUUAGCUUAAGAAACCCAUUUGAUUAUUUUUAAAAUCCCUCUCUAAACACGCCCUCCCAUCAAAAGUAAGAAAAUCAGCAGACAUUUUGCCCCACCAAGAAAACAACAUCCUGCGGUCAUCAUCUUGAUCUCUCAUCAAACUUGAUUGAAAAAGAAAAGAAAUCACGAACAACAAGAACUAAUUACAACUACAAGCUAUUAUAGUGACGAAGAACUUUUGCACUUGCUCGUUUGCAUGAGAAAAUGAUAUUGAAUUUAGGGAUUAUCAUUAUAUAAAAGAGAAAAAUAAAUCCACUGCGGAA